Messenger RNA from Malania oleifera, 1094 nucleotides. RefSeq lists its product as uncharacterized. The record is from RefSeq and is a predicted model, not a curated record. Lineage: Eukaryota; Viridiplantae; Streptophyta; Magnoliopsida; Santalales; Ximeniaceae. The coding region runs from base 86 to 781 and encodes 231 amino acids. Gene Ontology annotation, biological process: peptide biosynthetic process; translational elongation. The transcript is spliced from 7 exons. Gene Ontology annotation, molecular function: translation elongation factor activity. Gene Ontology annotation, cellular component: cytoplasm.
CGCGAGGCGGCCCUCUAAUUUUGGGGGAGAGGAAUUUGAGAACUUGAGAAAUCAUUUCAGACAAGCCUUCCUCCCCCCAACGACCAUGGCGGGAGUCUCAACUUUCAAGCUGUUGCCGUCUUGCUCCUUCCUCCGUCAAUCCUCUUCCCUUUCCUUCCCCUUUAAGCCCUCGCUUCCCUCCGUCCGGGUUCUUCCGGGCCGUCCCAGAUUUCCUAGAAUUUUCGCGUUGUCCAGCAAUGAUAUCAAAGUGGGCACCAACAUUGUCGUGGAUGGAGCUCCUUGGAGAGUCUUAGAGUUUCUUCAUGUGAAACCUGGGAAAGGGGCGGCGUUUGUGCGGACCAAAAUGCGGAAUUAUAUGACAGGAAACACUGUUGAGAAAACCUUUCGGGCUGGGAGUUCGAUUGAUGAGGCAGAUGUAUUCAAGGAAACAAAGCAAUACACAUAUAAAGACGGUUCUCAGUUUGUCUUCAUGGACCUGAAUACGUUUGAAGAAACACGUCUAAUGGAGUCUGAUGUUGGGGAUAAGACCAAGUGGCUGAAAGAAGGCAUGGAUUGCAAUGUGCUAUAUUGGAAUGAAAAAGUUAUCGAUUUUGAAUUACCUAUUACUGUCAAGCUGACUGUGGUUGAUGUUGAUCCUGGCCUUAAGGGCGACACUGCACAAGGUGGAUCAAAACCAGCAACUCUUGAUACAGGUGCUGUUGUUAAUGUUCCAUUAUUUGUAAAUAGAGGUGAUCAAAUCUUGGUAGAUACAAGAACAGGGCAAUACAUGAGCCGCGCUUAAGUUCUUGGUUCAGAGAUUCAUUUUCAGCAGAAUACUUCCUGCUUAUAUAUCUGCAUUGGAUGCAACGAAGUGUAUACCAGAGCUAGAUUGUAAAAGGGUUGCAGAGGUUUUUUUUAAAAGAAAUAAGUUUUACUAAGUAUCCAAUUCAAGCAUGUAUUCCUAUAUCCUUUUUUUGUAUGAGAGGGGUAAAGUUAUUUUACUCCAAAAUUCAAAAUAUUUCUGUUUGUAAGAGAUCAGAUCAGUCCCCUGAUACUCAAAAACAUUAAUAUUUGUAUAAGUUUCGCUAGUGGCAUAAUUUAUUCUACAUUUGCAA